UACUGAACACAUUGUACGGGAUAGUCGUACACACAGUAACUCCUAAUCUGAGCGAGCAGACGACACACCACGAUGUAGGGAACACAGGGAGCAAGUGAAUAGUAGGAGUUUUCCCAAGUCCAGUAUCAUAGAUAAUAAUUUAUUUUUCUCCAUUUCAAAGUUGGACAGACUGAGAAAAGCUGAUGUGUUUACAUUAGUUUCGACAUGGAUGGAAACUAUUAUACCGCAGUAUUUCUACUGUGGAUUAAUUUCUUCCUUAGGAGAGAGGGUCAGUGUUACGACUUGCCACAGUUAGUGCCGUGUCCAUCAGAGUGUGACGUCACCAAAUGUUCAGUUGUCCAGUACUGUACGGGAACAAUCGUCAAAGAUGCUUGUGGCUGCUGUCCGACAUGUUCUUCAGACAUGUGGAUCCAUCCUAAAUACCCAAUAAUCAAAAAAGGUGGAUCCUGCGAGCAGGUUAAAUGUCCAAAAUUCAAAGUAUGCAUGGAAAAUAUGCAAGGACUUCCAUUGUGCACGUGUCCAAACAUUCUGAUAUGUAAACGGCGCAGGCGCAAUACCAAGGAAGUGUGCGGAAGUGACGGAAAUACCUAUUAUUCUCGUUGCCACAUGAGAGUGACUGGAUGCACAAUGAAAACAAGGCUGAAGGUCAGACAUAAGGGCCCGUGCUCACCAAAUUCAUAUAUGGUUGCCACGCAACAAUAUGGUGGCCCAGUGAAAUACCCGGAUAGUGAAUAUGAUUUACGUAGACGAAGAAAGAAGAACAGACGAAGGGACAAACGUAAACAAAAACAGAAAAAACUUAGACGACGAAAGAGACGUUUUAGGAAAAGAAAAUAUGAUUAUCAGCGACACCGAAGAAGAAAGACGAAGUUUUUCAAAAAUAAGAAAAAGGUAGCGAAAACCUCAACGGAAAAAAGACUAUCAGAAUAAACUUUGUGAUAUCAAAAACAGGUUCACGAAAUCACACACAAAGAUAAUCAAGAAAAACUAGUAAAAAGUGUCCGGCAGAGUUUUGGUUAUAUGUUUUUAUUUUGUGGGUUUUUUUAGAUGGGGGCUUUAAGAUAAUUUUAAUCUUUUUUGAACUCGAUUUUACAGACAAAGAGUUUAUAAUUUCUGUUCAGUUCUUAGAAAAGUGAAAGAAUGUUAGGAAAGUACAUGCAUAAUAUGUAAAGGAAAAAGCAUACUUAAAUUAAGCACAAACAGUUAAAAAGAUGUAUUUUAUCUUACACCAAUCAAUUUGCUGCUAAGCAUACUUUAAACACUGUAAAAUGUCUUAAUGGAUUUCGUUAGAUCGUUGGAGCUGACUUUGUAUAAAAUGAAGAUUGAAUUUAAGAAAAUUCGACAGUCGAGAUUUUGCUAUGAAGUAUUUGAAGAAUUUAAACAAAGGAAUUUACUCGAUGCAAAACGAAAUUGACAUUAUAAAAAUCGUUUAGAAUUGUGUUGAACCGGAAUAAAUUCCACAGACUGAAAUGGAAUUUGGGCUGGAGCGAUCGGGACAGGGAGUAAUAUGUAGUAGGAUUUAGUUUGGAUAAGGUGAUAGGCCAGUGAGAUUUUGGUAUUUUGUGGUCCUGUGAUAAGUGAGCUGGACCUGACAAGCUGUAUAAAUGUCUAAAGGCAUGUUGGGAUACAUUUUCUUCGUGGACAGAUAUUACAGUUUAGAACUACUCAUUGACUCAAUUUAUUUUAUUGGUAGGUUUUUCCCUUUUUUAAAUAUAUAUUUUUAAAUUUCUAAAAAAAUAUUGUGUUUUCUUUAAUAAGAUUUUUUAUUAUUUGAGACCUUUUUUGUGUAUUAUGAUAAUUAUGAUUAUGUUGAUAUUGCUGAUCAGGAAUACCAUAUCAAGAAGACAAACUAGGUUACUAGUUAUACAACUAGCAUACCUUGAACACUAGUACUCAACAGUAUUGAUGGAAACGUCUUUCCUCUAACAUUUCCAUAAGUAAAUAUUCUUAGAGAGAAUAUCUGUCGCUUUGGGAGAAAAUUGUCCCAAGAUAGUAAAUCAAAGUAGACUUAAUGCCUAGGAGUACGAUAUGUGCCAGUUGCGAUUUUGAGUGGUAUAUUAUGGAGUUUAAGAUAAAGUGUAGAGCUGUAUGUAAAGAGCGGAUUUGUACGAGAAAAUUAGUGUGGAAUUGAUUGCGGAAUGGAGUAUGGGGUUAUAUGUGAAGUGUGCAGGAAUGUAAAGUGCACAGUUUUAUGAGAAGGUAGGGGCAGAGUGUAGUUGGGGGUUCAAUGUGGAGUUGUAUGAGAAGUUCGGUGCGGAGUUGUGGACGAAGUGGAGUAUGGAGUUCGGUGUGGAGUUGUAUGAGAAGUUAGGUGCGGAGUGGUGGACGGAGUGGAGUAGGGAGUUCAGUGUGGAGUUGUAUGAGAAGUUAGGUGCGGAGUUGUGGGCGGAGCGGAGUAUGGAGUUCAGUGCGGAGUUGUAAGCGAAGUUAUUUGCGGAGUUGUGGACGCAGUGGAGUAUGGAGUUGUUUGAGAAGUACUGUGCGGAGUUGUGGACGGAUUGGAGUUAGGAGUUCAGUGUGGAGUUGUAUGAGAAGUUAGGUGCGGAGUUGUGGACGGAGUGGAGUUAGGAGUUUAGUGUGGAGUUGUAUGAGAAGUAAUGUGCGGAGUUGUGGCCGGAGCGGAGUUAGGAGUUCAGUGUGGAGUUGUAUGAGAAGUAAUAUGCAGACUUGUGGACGGAGUGGAGUUAGGAGUUCAGUGUGGAGUUUUAUGAGAAGUAAUGUGCGGAGUUGUGGCCGGAGCGGAGUUAGUCGUAUGAGAAGUAAUGUGCGGUGUUGUAUGUGGAAUAUGGAGCUGUAUGUAUAGUGCAUAGUUGAAUAUAGCGUUGCGUGAGCAAUGUUCUUCAUCCGUUUGUGUACGUCAUGUGAUGUAAAAGUUAAUUAAAAGUAAAACUUCAUGUUAAUUA
This is a messenger RNA of Ylistrum balloti, 2903 nucleotides long. RefSeq names its product follistatin-related protein 3-like. Gene Ontology annotation, cellular component: extracellular region. Bases 205 to 930 code for a protein of 241 amino acids. Gene Ontology annotation, molecular function: protein binding. The transcript has 2 exons. The record is from RefSeq and is a predicted model, not a curated record. Lineage: Eukaryota; Metazoa; Mollusca; Bivalvia; Pectinida; Pectinidae.